Exserohilum turcica Et28A is the source of this 2316-nucleotide messenger RNA. RefSeq lists its product as uncharacterized. Gene Ontology annotation, molecular function: FAD binding; oxidoreductase activity. The coding region runs from base 92 to 2098 and encodes 668 amino acids. NCBI's taxonomy places the organism in Eukaryota, Fungi, Ascomycota, Dothideomycetes, Pleosporales, Pleosporaceae. The transcript has 2 exons. The record is from RefSeq and is a predicted model, not a curated record.
UGCUGCGAAAUCCACCAAGUACGCGGAUAAUAGGACAAUAAUAUUCUAUUUCAAGUACCACCACUACAAACAUCACCUGGUUGGCUCAUAUAUGCCGGCUAUGGAGCGGCAAUCGCUUUUGAACGAGAAGGCCGCCCCCGUUUACGAAUGGCAGACCAGCAAUGAUGAGUUGGGUUACACAAGGAAAACGAAGAGAUCGAGUACAAGAAGUGCCCUCCGCAGGGCCAUUGCACUGCCUUUGAUUUUUGGACUGGCUGUAUACGGAUCGUACACCUUUUUCAGACAGGAUGUCCGCCCGGACGCACGCUCAUCGAUGCCGGCAUCUGAGCGCCUAGGCUCCUUUAACUAUACCUGUCUAUCGGGACAGUCCUGCUGGCCAUCUACAGAAGAAUGGAACGUUUUCAACCAGAGCAUUGACGGCCAUCUUAGACUGACUGUGCCCUGGGCCGAGCCAUGCUACCUCAACUCGUCCAGUGAGCAAUGCCAAGAUGUUGCUCAAAACUACCGCGACGGAGUAUCGCGAACGACGCAGUACGGCUCCUUGGAGUUCCUCGACUGGGAGAAGUGCGAGCAAUCACAGUGCGCCCUCAACUCAUUCAACACUUCAGAACCCGUUUCUGGCAGCUGUUCGCUCGGACGACUCUCUGCAUACCAUGUCGAAGCCAAGUCUGGAAACGAUAUUAGCAAGGCACUGGAUUUCGUUCGAAAACAUGGCAUUCGCGUCUCGAUCAAAAACACAGGACACGACUACUUUGGGCGGUCGACUACCCCCAACUCUCUUGCCAUCUGGACACACAACAUGAAAGAUACCAGGUUCCACAAGACUUUCCAGCCUCAAGGUUGCAGCGCCCGCUAUGAGAACAUUGGCGAAAUCGGGGCUGGCAUACAGGCACAGGAGGCAUGGGAAGCGUUCGAACCACACGGCAUGCUGGUCACUGUGGGUGCGGUAGGAUCUGUCGGUAUCGCAGGAGGCUACGGGCAAGGAGGCGGUCACGGACCGCUGGGACCCAAGUACGGACUCAUGGUUGAUCAAGCUGUCGAGUUCGACGUCGUUACUGCAGACGGCAAACAACUCACCAUCAACGAGUGCAGUGAUCCAGACCUCUUCUGGGCCAUGCGUGGAGGCGGAGGCGGAAGCUAUGCAGUGCUUACAUCGUACAAAUUUCAACUCCACCCUGCUGUUCCGCUCAACGUAUACAGCUUCCAGGCUCACUUCCCUGCGCCAAAGAACAUAUCCGAGUCGCGCAUCCACCGAGAAAUUGUUUCCGGGCUUGCUGCCAGCCAGCCGCUGUUCGCUGAACAUGGAAUCGCCGGGUACAACUUUAUCCUACCUGACCACGUAGUCUUCCUGCAAGUCAUGCCGUCCGACGACACCGAGGUGAUCAAGACAGUCACGGCUCAGUGGCACGACCUCCUUACACACCUGCCUGGUAUCGCCAUUACGGAAAACAAUUACCAUAUCUUUAAUACCUUUUCCCAAUGGCACGACUUCUGCGAACGGCCGCAGAUCUCGCGCAACGGGCCCGUUGGACUCGGGUUCAAGGGCUCUGGCCGCUUCAUUCCACGCGACCUUUUCGCGUCCUCGAACCGCGAGCAACUCGUCGACGCUGUCGUCACCGCCAUGCAAUUCUCCUACGAGCGCCACGGCGGCGGCGGAAUCCAGCUGUACGCCACUGGCCCAGACAACACGCCCGACACCAACAGCAAGACGAGCGUCAACCCCAUCUGGCGCGACUCCCUCUGGGAAGUCGUCAUGGGCCAGUUCUGGACGACCGCCACCCCGGCGGCCGCCAUGUCGCCCAUCCAGAAGACCGUGUCCGCCAUGAUCGACCCGUUCAAGGCGCUGACGCCCGGUGGCGGCUGCUACAUGAAUGAAGGCGACUGGACCGAGGAGAACUGGAAAGAAGCGUUUUUCGGCACCCACUACGACAGGUUGCUCGCUGUCAAGAGGCGAUAUGAUCCCACCGGUCUGUUCAACUGCUGGAAGUGCGUCGGCUGGACCGGAUAUGCAGACCCAAUGUACUCGUGCUACGCGCAGACUCGACAAGACCCCAGACCGUCUGUGCCGCUGGAUCCUCUGGGUGGGAGUCUGAACUAGACUCCGAGUAGCUUUUGAUCCAUUUUCUUUCAUUUCUUCUUCUUCUUCUUCUUCUUCUUCUUCUUCUUCACGGAUUCUAGAACGAUAAAUGGGUGGACUCUCGUCGAGUCUCGGGUCUAUUUUCUCUUUUCUCUUUACAUUAUGCAAUGAUGUUAACAUGCUUACACAUCAGGGAGGAUCUCACACACACAAUAGAAAGUAUAUAAGAGUUUUCUUUU